AUGGCAAGCAUCACUGGACUCCGUGUUAUCCUCGCAGGCGCAGCCACCGGUGUCGGUGCCGGUACAGCUAAGCAUCUUGCAGGGCGUGGUGCCAAGGUUGUGGUGGCUGAUAUCAACAUCAGCGCAGCCAAAGAAGUUGGAGAGGAAAUUACGAAUUCCGGGGGCAGUGCAGCAGUCAUCGAGUUUGACCUCGCCGACGAGCAGUCUAUCAAGAACUUGAUUGAGAAAGGCACCGAGUUUCUGGGUGGCCUUGACAGUCUUUUGAACAUUGGGGCAGAUCUCAGUCCUCAGACAAUGGGUAACGACCGCGCGGUGCAUGACAUGGAUGCUGCAAUUUGGCAUCGAACAUUCCAAGUCAACACCAUCGGCUUCGCCUUGACGACGAAAUAUGCUCUUCCUCACCUCCAGGGGGCUGGAGGUGGAACAAUCAUAAACAUCUCCAGUGUAGAUUUCUUCUCCUAUUGCACCUUUCGAUGCACCAAAUCUUUAAGACCUGGUAACUGA
Molecule: messenger RNA, 504 nt
Organism: Colletotrichum karsti
Lineage: Eukaryota; Fungi; Ascomycota; Sordariomycetes; Glomerellales; Glomerellaceae
Exons: 1
Coding region: 1-504 (167 amino acids)
Source: RefSeq, a predicted model, not a curated record